AUGUUCACUAAUACAGUUUCGAUCAAAAAUUCGGGCAAAGUAUAUGAGAUAGACGUGGAUUCGAGCACCUCAGGCUCCCAAUUCAAGGAGAAGAUUUUCGGAAUCACAAACAUUCCCGUUGAUAGACAAAAAAUCUUGAUUAAAGGAGGCAAAAUCGAUGAUUCUAAGCCAAUAGAAGAGCAGGUUUCGAGCCAGAAACAACCAAUUAUGGUACUUGGAAACCCUGCUCCGGCUGUGCCUUCAGAGCCUGUUGAAAAGCAAGUUUUUCUCGAAGAUUUGAACCCAAAUCUGUUGAUAAAAGUGUCCAAUGAGCCAUCAGGAUUGGUUAAUUUGGGAAAUACAUGCUACUUAAACUCAUCUUUACAAGCGUUGUUUCAAAUUGAUGAUAUUGCGAGCAAGGUGGCGAAUUACAAGUCUCCAAAUGGGAUAAACAGCACAUCCAACGAAUCGUUGACCGCGUCUUUGCGGGCAACAUUCGACCAAAUGCAGAAAAAGCAGGAAAGGGUGAAUCCUAUGUUGUUUCUCACGUUGUUUCGUAACGUCUUUCCUCAGUUUGCAGAACAAGAUCAUGGUUUCUACAAGCAGCAAGAUGCUGAGGAAGCCUUCCUGCAACUUUUGACAAUUCUAGACCAAACGUUAAAGGUGGGUGACAACUUCCGGUUGUCUUAUAAGAAGGAACAGAAAUGUUUGGCGCUUCCUGAUGAAGCCGCCACGGUAGAUUACGAAGAUUCGUUGAAAUUGAAUUGUCAUAUUGACAUCAAAACUAACUUUUUGAGAGAUGGCAUUUUGAGUGGGUUGAAGGAAACAAUCGAAAAAUAUAACGAUACUUUACAGUCUAAUACCGAGUACGAGAUCUCUCGUACAAUCACCAGACUUCCCAAGUAUCUCACUGUUCAUUUCAUGCGAUUCUUCUGGAGGAGGGACACGCAGAAGAAAUCCAAGAUCUUGAGACGAGUUCAGUUCCCUUUCGAACUCGAUUUGGCCGAGAUGUUGGAUUCUUCGAUAAAGAAUGAUAAAGUUGCCGUCCGUGAUAAAAUCAGGCAAAUAGAAAAGGACCAAGACGAGUUAAUAAGAGAUUUCAAAAAGUCCAAGAAGUCGUCUGGGCUCAAUCCUACAGAGCAAGAGGAAGAAGACCAGAUGAAGAUAGAGUCAAUCAAGUCCAAGUUCAGAGAUGACCUUUCUUCAGCAUUACCAGGAAUGUCGCUUGAUUCCACAACCGAGAACCCAUCAUCGGUGUAUCAGCUUGGGGCAGUUAUCACCCAUGCUGGGUCAUCGGCGGAUUCUGGACAUUACCAAGCAUAUGUAAGAGAUCCUAAGGAUAUUGAAGGCAUCAGAUGGUGGAAGUUCAAUGACGACAAAGUAUCUGAGGUGAGUAGAGAAAAGGUGGAGACAUUGGCCGGAGGCGGCGAGGCAGACAGUGCAUUGAUCCUCAUAUACAAAGGUGUCGGUCUUUAA
This is a messenger RNA of Meyerozyma guilliermondii ATCC 6260, 1455 nucleotides long. RefSeq names its product ubiquitin-specific protease (gene UBP6). Gene Ontology annotation, biological process: proteasome-mediated ubiquitin-dependent protein catabolic process; protein deubiquitination; regulation of proteasomal protein catabolic process. The record is from RefSeq and is a predicted model, not a curated record. Bases 1 to 1455 code for a protein of 484 amino acids. The transcript has a single exon. Gene Ontology annotation, molecular function: cysteine-type deubiquitinase activity; proteasome binding; protein binding. Lineage: Eukaryota; Fungi; Ascomycota; Pichiomycetes; Serinales; Debaryomycetaceae.